GCCUGUCUGGCUUAGUAUUAACAAGUAGAUUAAGAACACUGGAAAGGCCACACCAGCUCAAAUCAAAGGUCCAUCUAGUCUGGAUCUCUUUCUUCACAGAGAUAGAAAAGCAGAAAGAGUAUAAAAGUAGAGCAAAUUAUAUUUUACCAAAUAGUAUCCCAGAGUUCCAACAACUUAAGACUUAAGGGGUUUGUGAAACAGGAUUUUCUAGCUCAAGGAUGUAUUAUGAAGUAUAAGCAUUAAAAAAAAAAAAAAAUCUCAUUUUAGGUUUGUCUAAUACCCCUAGUUCCUGUACUGGAAGAGACAACAAGUAUUUGCUCGCUAUUCACCAUCUCAAGGACCAUUGGUAUUUUAUGACUUGUAUCCUGUCUCCCCUCAGCCAGCUACUGUGCAGAACAGUGUGCUGCCCUAUUUUUCAAGUUCUCCAAUACCUGUCCAGAAUUGUAGAGAUACUCAAGACAGAAGCAAGUGAAAGUUUUGAAGACUGGCAUAAUUAAUAUACUCUACUUCAUUCUCUUUUCCCUUCCUGGAAAUCCCUAAUAAUUUGAGGGCACAAAGCAUUUUCGAAAAAUUUAGAUAUUAAACUUGCUUUGUAACUCUUGAUGAUUAGUGGAAUAUGGAAUCUUCACUACAUGCUGUUCAGACUGAUGCUUCUUGGGUGCAAGAGAAGUAUAAGCGUAAGUGUUACUAGUAACAAUCUUUGUUGUGGAAGGGAUUGCCGUUGCACAGAAGACACAAGGUGGGCAAAAUAUUGGCAUGAAUCGUAUUCCUCCCACUCAGUGUGACAACUGGGUAAGGACAAGUAAUGGAGGACAUUUUGCUUCACCAAACUACCCUAAUGUGUACCCACCAAAUCAAGAGUGCAUCUAUAUCUUAGAAGCUGCUCCACGACAGAGAAUUGAGUUGACCUUUGAUGAACCUUAUUACAUAGAACCUUCAUUUGAAUGUCGCUUUGAUCAUCUGGAGGUUCGAGAUGGACCCUUCGGUUUCUCCCCUCUCAUUAAUCGUUACUGUGGUCUGAAAAGUCCGACACUAAUUAGAUCAACAGGGAGAUUUAUGUGGAUCAAGUUUACUUCUGAUGAGGAGCUGGAAGGAAAGGGAUUUCAAGCAAAGUACUCAUUUAUACCAGAUCCUGACUUCACUUACCUAGGAGGUAUUUUAAAUCCCAUCCCAGACUGCCAGUUUGAGCUCUCAGGAGCUGAUGGAAUAGUACGUUCUAGUCAAGUAGAACAGGAAGGAAAAACAAAACCGGGACAAGCAGUUGACUGCAUAUGGACAAUUAAAGCUACUCCAAAUGCUAAGAUUUAUAUGCGAUUUCUCGACUAUCAAAUGGAGCAUUCAAAUGAAUGCAAAAGAAACUUUGUUGCUGUGUAUGAUGGAAGUAGUUCUAUUGAAAACCUGAAGGCAAAAUUCUGCAGUACUGUAGCAAAUGAUGUCAUGCUGCAGACUGGGACAGGUGUGGUGCGGAUGUGGGCAGACGAAGGCAGUAGGCUAAGCAGAUUCAGAAUGCUAUUCACUUCAUUUGUGGAUCCUCCCUGCUCAGGCAACACUUACUUCUGCCAUAGCAACAUGUGCAUCAAUAAUUCUUUAGUGUGCAAUGGCAUUCAGAACUGUGCAUACCCUUGGGACGAAAAUCACUGCAGAGAAAAGAAAAGAACUGGAUUGUUUGAACAAAUUACCAGAACUCAUGGAACAAUCAUUGGCAUCACAUCAGGAAUAGUUUUAGUACUUCUCAUCAUUUCAAUUCUAGUACAAGUAAAGCAGCCUCGCAAAAAGGUUAUGGCUUGCAAGACUGCAUUCAAUAAAACUGGCUUCCAGGAAGUAUUUGAUCCUCCACAUUAUGAACUGUUUUCACUACGGGACAAAGACAUUUCAGCAGAUCUGGCAGAUUUAUCAGAGGAACUUGAAAACUACCAGAAAAUGAGACGCCCUUCAACAGCUUCCAGAUGCAUUCACGACCAUCACUGUGGCUCCCAGGCCUCUAAUACAAAACAAAGCAGGACAAACCUCAGCUCCGUGGAGCUUCCCUUCCGCAAUGACUUUGUGCAGCCUCAGCCAAUGAAAACAUUUAACAGCACAUUCAAGAAAAGUAGUUACACUUUCAAACAAGCGCAUGACUGCCCUGAGCAAGUCAUAGAAGACAGGGUGAUGGAGGAGAUUCCAUGUGAAAUUUAUGUUCGAGGAAGAGAAGAUGCAGCACAAGGUUCAUUAUCUAUUGAUUUUUGAUUUCCUAGUGAAGGUGGUGUCAGUGUCUACAAGAUGCUUGUGUACAAUGACAGUAUAUAUUAAAAGUGUAUUAUAUGCAGCGUGUGAGAUACACAUGCUUUUAGCUUAUUAUAUUUCAUUUUAAAUAAGUCUGCAUAAGUAAUUCUUUCUGAGAAAUGGUGGAUUUCCCCCUGUCUUCCCAAGAUACUUAUCUAGUGGAGGAGUAAGACAGACUUUGCAUGGAAAUUAUAAAUAAAGGAUAUUGGAAGAAAAAACCCAGCAGUUACUAAUCACUGAAGACUGAAAAAAAUGAUUACUAUUCUCUUCCUUAUCUAAUUUUCUCUUCUUUAGGCGUCUGCUUUUCAAGACAAUUUUAAUACCUCAGUUACAUAAAUAAAAGUGCACCACACGUAUGUCAACAUAGGUGUCUUACUGUAUUUGUCAAAUUGAAAGUAGUGUUAAGUGCCAGUUAAGAAUCAAGAAUAGUGUUACAGCCAUGUUUCAUCUUGCCUACUAUUUAUAUUGCCUUUAAUUGUUAGUUCCUCACUCUGCUUUGUGAGAUGUAGGUGGAAAGGAUUACUGCCUUUUAAAAUACUGAGUCACAUGAAUUUUAAUAUAUUUGAACAUAUGUAAUUUUGCAGCUUGUGGUUUAAACGCAAGUUAAGUACUCAUGUUAGUCUAGAUGCAGACUUUCACAACAGUAUUUUUUCAAGAAGGUUUUGGAUUUUAAAAUAUUCUGCCAUGUAUUACAGAUCCAUAUGGCUCACUGAUUUCACAGCUCUGUAGUUAGAAAACAAUUUUGUUCCUGCCUUUUCCAAGUACUGUCAUAAAUAGGCUGUACUGUACAUUUGUUCCUUAAAUAGCUUUUUCCUCCAUAUUGCAGCAAAUCUUCCCUACUGAAAUCAGUGGUAAUACUUUUAGCUCAUGUCCUACUUGCCUGAAGAGAACUACUCUGAGGUCUGUGUGACUACCAGGUACAUGAAGAUACUGGAGAUAGAGAAAUCACAAAGCAACUCUUAAUUUACCCUUGGAUCAUUUGUUACACCCCUUGAUUCCACUUGCAAAAUUGCACAUUUCAUACCUUUUUUAAUAGUGGUUUAGACCUAAUUUUAGAAUUUUUACAAUAUAAAAAACUUUUAAAAAUAAAAUAAUUCUCAUUGUGUUUUUAAACUUUUUAUACAGUUUGAUACUGUACAGACUAUCUAUUGAAACAAAAUCUAACAGCUGUACAGCAGGCUUGUUUCAGUGUCCCUGUUUGCAGCUCAAAGUAACAUGCAGUGCCUGCUGUGUACAUUGCAGUUUGCCAAGAAUACUUAAUAUGACUUCUACAUUAGCCUACACUUUAGUCCCUGGCUUGUUUAGGUUUAUUCUGGUAUUUCGUUUUCAGGAAACCUUUCACUGAAGGUGACCAACCAGCAUGUACUGUGCAUAUCCUUUAUUUACAAAUGUAUGUAAAACCAUAAUGCUUGCUGUGCUAUUGUACAAAAAAAAAAAAAAAAAGAAAAAAAAACACCAAAACUUUAAUAUAUAACCCUAGUAACUGAAAAAUCUUUCCUUUAAAAUAAAAAAUUAACAACAGCUGUAAUCACAGAUUUCCAUAAGAAUGAU
Pezoporus flaviventris is the source of this 3813-nucleotide messenger RNA. It is a transcript of the gene NETO2, whose product is annotated as neuropilin and tolloid like 2. The transcript has 9 exons. The coding region runs from base 757 to 2226 and encodes 489 amino acids. Lineage: Eukaryota; Metazoa; Chordata; Aves; Psittaciformes; Psittacidae. The record is from RefSeq and is a predicted model, not a curated record. Gene Ontology annotation, molecular function: protein binding.